CGGAGGCCGGGGCGGCCGCCCCGGCCCAUCAUGUAGGUGCAGCCGCGCCGGCCCCGCGCCAGCCGCGCAGGGACCCCCCCCCGGCCCGGCCUGGCCCGGCCCGGCGCGCCCCGAGCCGCCCAGGCGGGAGCGCGCGCGGCGUUCCCGGGGGGGAGCGCGGCGCGGCUCGGCUCGCAUCUUUUGUGUGUGUGCGCGCGCGCGCGCCGGGCGGCUCGCCCCUCGGCGGGGCCGCGCGGGGGACGGCUCUUUGUGCGCGCGCCCUGCCCCCAGCCCGCCGGGGGACAAUGUCUCAGCCCCGAGGCAAGAAGAGAAACCCUGGGCUGAAAAUUCCUAAAGAAGCAUUUGAGCAACCACAGACAAGCUCCACGCCACCCAGAGAUCUGGACUCCAAAGCCUGCAUCUCUAUUGGUGAGGAGAACUUUGAGGUGAAGGCCGAUGACCUGGAGCCCAUCUCCGAGCUGGGACGAGGUGCGUACGGGGUGGUGGAGAAGAUGCGGCACGUGCCCAGCGGGCAGAUCAUGGCAGUGAAGCGGAUCCGAGCCACGGUGAACAGCCAGGAGCAGAAGAGGCUGCUGAUGGACCUGGAUAUCUCCAUGAGGACAGUGGAUUGUCCCUUCACUGUCACCUUUUACGGGGCACUCUUCCGAGAGGGAGAUGUGUGGAUUUGCAUGGAGCUGAUGGAUACCUCACUGGACAAAUUCUACAAACAUGUCAUUGACAAAGGCCUGACGAUUCCCGAGGACAUCCUGGGGAAAAUCGCAGUCUCUAUUGUAAAAGCACUAGAACAUCUCCAUAGUAAGCUCUCCGUGAUCCACCGAGAUGUAAAGCCCUCUAACGUGUUGAUCAAUACGCAGGGGCAGGUGAAAAUGUGCGAUUUUGGGAUUAGCGGUUACCUCGUUGACUCUGUUGCUAAAACCAUGGAUGCAGGAUGCAAACCCUACAUGGCUCCUGAGAGAAUUAACCCGGAGCUGAACCAGAAGGGAUACAGCGUCAAAUCUGACAUCUGGAGCCUGGGGAUCACCAUGAUCGAGCUGGCCAUCCUGCGCUUCCCCUACGACUCCUGGGGCACGCCCUUCCAGCAGCUCAAGCAGGUGGUGGAGGAGCCCUCGCCACAGCUCCCAGCAGAGAGGUUCUCAGCAGAGUUCGUCGACUUUACCUCGCAAUGCUUGAAGAAGAAUUCCAAAGAACGGCCAACAUACCCAGAGCUUAUGCAACAUCCUUUCUUCACCCUGCACGAAUCCAAAGAGACAGACGUCGCCUCUUUUGUCAAGCUCAUCCUGGGAGACUGAGAACUGGACUUGGAAAAGAAUUGCCCUUCUGUGGACUGGUGGGUGCAGGGGAGGGGCACGUGGCAGGACUUGUCAUGGAAGCACCAACAGAAAGUCGCCGUGUUUUGUUUUGUUUUGUUUUGGUUUGGUUUUAUUCUGAGAAACCCCCGCCUCGCCCGAGUUUUUUUAAAGGGUUCUUUGGUAUCCAUAGUGACAUAGAACGAGCUGGUUAGUGGAAUGAAUUUUAAUAAGGUUGGUAACCUUAAAACAAAACAACAACAACAAAAAAUUUUUUUUGAAAGAGUGAUUUACAUAUUUAAUGACAGUCGAGGUUCCUCUUCCUAACUUGCUCCUCAUCCCCCUUCCCUUCCCCUUGAACCAGAAUUUGCUUUGUCAUGGUAAUAGGUGCUAUGGUAGUCAUGAAGUUGUAUGUAGAUUUAUAUUUUGUCCCUUCCAUUAUUUUAAUAUUUAUGUUAAGUGCUUGAUGGAAUAGAUUUCUGUUUUAUAUGAGGAUGAGUGCGUGGUGAUGAUGAUGAUAAUGAUGAUGCAAAAUGAGGCCACAGCAAGCAGCACUUGUAAGGCUUUGCUGGGGAAAAGGUGUCCAAGGAGAGGAGAGAGGAGAGGAGAAGUGUCCCUGAUGUGGAAUAUAUUUAAUGUGCAUCAUAAAAGGAAUUGAUAAGCAAGACUUGCAGCUCAGCUGCUCGAGCUGUGUCAGGGAGGAAGGCCCUGGUGUCCCCUGUGGUCACCUCUUCUCCGGACACCACGCUCCAAGUCCGGAGCUUCCCAGCCCUGUCCCACCCCCUGCCCUGCUGGAGAGGCAGGCUGGGAGCUCUGGGAGUCGCUGGGACAGUGUCUGGGACAAUGUCUGGGACAAAAGGUCCGGAGGGAAGGAAGGAGGCUGCCAGAGGAGCUGCACACAGAGGAGGAGGAGGAGGCUGCCCUGGUCAGUGCCCGCCUGCCCAGCAGCGUUGCAGUGCCCGAGGCUCCCUUGGGCUGGGGAUGAGCUGCUUUGGGCCUCCACGGGAGCUGCUCUCUGCUCCUCGGGGUGAGCCAGGAUCACAGGACGCACGGUGUGACACCUGUGACAAAUGGCACGGUUUAGUGCUGGUUUCCAGGGCUCCUGGCACUGCUUUGGCAGCAGUCCCUCCGUGCUUGCCCACAGGGUCUGGGAGUGCCAGCGCUGCCAGGAGCCCGUGCUGGCAUGUGGGUUGGGCUGUGUCCAGCCCCAGCUGGGAUGCUGCAGGUGGGAGCUGCAGCCUGGGAAACCACACAGGGACACCACAGCCCCCCCUGCCCAGGAGCUCCUUGCUGCUCGCUGGGUCCCUGGGCACAAGCUGCAAGCCAGGGCAGGAGAAGGAGGAUGGUGAGGUGGGAGAGGAGCUGGAGAUCCCUCUGCCCUGGGGUCAGUCAGUAUCUGGAGCAGGGGGCACGGUGAGUGUUGCUGAGCCCGGAGCGAGGCCGCUGGCUCCACAUUAACGCUGCUUUGAGCCACACCUGCCCAGCUGCCUGAGCUCCUCUGCCUUUGCCCGUGGCUCCUUCCCCCAGCCCUGCCACGGGGCCUGCCUGUGCGUUCUGGGGAGGCUGCACAAGUGCCUCGUGCCCCUGCACCGCGCGCUUCCGUCCCCACCCCUCGCUUGGGCACAGCCCCUCGGAGCCAGGUCUGACCAGAAACACCCUGCUCUGCAGUGCUGAACCUGUGCAGGUGUCACUGAGCCUGUGCAGGUGUCACUGAGCCUGUGCAGGUGUCACUGAGCCUGUGCACAAUGUCACUGAACCUGUGCACGUGUCACUGAACCUGUGCAGGUGUCACUGAACCUGUGCACAAUGUCACUGAACCUGUGCAGGUGUCACUGACCCUGUGCAGGUGUCACUGACCGUGUCUGCAGUGCUGAACCUGUGCAGGUGUCACUGAGCCUGUGCACAAUGUCACUGAGCCUGUGCAGGUGUCACUGACCCUGUGCACAAUGUCACUGAGCCUGUGCACAAUGUCACUGACCGUGUCUGCAGUGCUGAACUUGUGCACGUGUCACUGAGCCUGUGCAGGUGUCACUGACCCCGUGCACAAUGUCACUGACCCUGUGCACAAUGUCACUGAACCUGUGCAGGUGUCACUGAACCUGUGCAGGUGUCACUGAGCCUGUGCACAAUGUCACUGAACCUGUGCAGGUGUCACUGAGCCUGUGCACAAUGUCACUGACCCUGUGCACAAUGUCACUGACCCUGUGCACAAUGUCACUGAACCUGUGCAGGUGUCACUGAACCUGUGCAGGUGUCACUGAGCCUGUGCACAAUGUCACUGAACCUGUGCAGGUGUCAUCUCACCCUGCUGUGCCAGGUUAGCAGCUCCAGGCUCUGCUGGUGCAGGAUGGAACAGUCUGAGGGGAUUUUGGGAAGGGAUCCCCUGGCAGGGCAGUGUUCAGAGCAGGGCUGUGGGCUGGUGGCACCUCCUGUGCUGGGGACAUGCUGGGGACACGCCAACCCUUCAGAGAGGCGCACAAAGACACCACCAGUGCCUGGGCUGCCACUGUCACUGCCACCACAGGCUGGGGUGCUGCAGCUCUGCCCUGGGCUGGCAGUGGCAGACAGGGAAGCAUUUGUGGGAUUUAUCAAUCCCCGUGCCCUGGGCUGCAGAGCAGGGCUGGCAGGAAUCAUCAGGGUGCCAUUCACAGCUCGUGCAGGCUUUGGGGAGGAGGCUCCCCUUGCCCAACCCUCGGGGAAGGACAAGCUCCAUGUCUCACCCUGUGCCCAGGGGAACCUUUCAGGUUACAUUUUGUGGCGGGUGAAACACGAGGAUGUUUUACUUCACAGUGUAAUUUUAAGAGGCCUCGCAUGGCUCAUGAUCUGCCCUCUCAUAUUCCAUGGUGUGUGUGUGUGUGUUUUCUCUCUCUCACUUUCUCAGAGUCACAGAGCUGUUUUGAUUGAUUGUCCUCAGCUGCAGCUGAAAGUCCAGCCAGCCAGUUUAUAGACUUGGUUCCAGCAUCAAUUCUCACUUUGAAAAACAUGACAUUUAAAACCACCCUUUGGUUUUCCUACAUAUGGAUCUGAUGCUUUUGUUCAAGAUUGUUUUUGCUGCUUUUCCCCUGCAAUAUAAGUCUCAUUUGGACACCGCAUCUCCUUGACCUCAGAGCACCUUCAUUUCAGUGCCAUUGUAAUUGACAGGUUGAAUUUAUGAGACACUGUCAAGGCUCAGUAUUAAUAGCAGAUAUUAAUGUCACCAGCGUUUUCCAAUAGGGAAUUAAUGGCAGUGUUGUCUGCAGCUAGUAACCCUCUGAAAGGAUUCCUCCCUGCCUCCACACAGGCCUUGCUUUUCUGCUUUCUGCUCUAAUCCCUCUGUUUUAAUGACAUUACAAGAGGGCACGCAGCGAAUCCCUCCCCUUCCCUGCUCCUUCUCCAUGACUUUGUUCCUUUUCAAGUCGUUUGUGUCAGCCCAGAGUAAGUGUGGAGCUGUCUGAGCAUGGGAAGUGCUGUGAGAGGUGCCCAGUGCUGUCCCUGCAUCCCUCGUGGUGGACACAAAGCUUGGCCUGACCCAGGAAUUCCUUAGAGAGAAGCCUGAGCUUGGUGGCUUCAGCUCAGGGGGGAGAGCCAGGGGUUCCUGUGUGCCUCAGAGCCCUGCAGCCCUGCAGGAUGAGUCAGGCUCUCCUGUCUGCUGUUUAAUUGGCACCUGUGUGAAGAUGAAAAGCCUUUGCUUGCUGCUCAGAUCUUUGUUUGGCCAGACAGGCUCUGGGAAACCUUUCCUGAGAGCCUGGCCCCCUGAACAGCCCAGGGUGUUGAGAAUUAGGGAUGUUCUUCACACAGGUUUUCUGUGUUCACACAGCACAGGGCUUGGGGUUGCCCCAAACUGGGAUCUGUAGAGAAGCAGGUCUCAAAUGCCAUAAACCUGAAAGAACCCCAAAGCUGGGGAGCAGAGAGAGAGCAAAGCUGCUGGGAGCUCAGCACUGGGCUGUGGGCUGGCCCAGCUGUGGGUGGGUUUGCAGGGCAGGGAGGGCCCCUCAGGCUGCCACAGCUUAUCAGGAGGCACAGCCCAUCCCCAGGGAUCCCCAGGUGGGAUGUCCAUCCUCCUCUUCCCCCCCAUACAGCCCCUGCAGUCCCCAGGAUGCUGCAGGCCUUGCCAUGGCUGGAGCUCUGAGGUGUCAAUGGUGUGAGAAGUGUUUUCUGGGUCCCCAAGAGCCCUUAAAUCUGAAAGAGGAGUUGAAGGGCAUUUUCUGGUUACUGUUUUUAAACACCAGGUUCAUGCUGCUGCACUGGGUGCAAUGCCCAUCAUUCCUGGAGUUCCUCCAGGUGUACAAACCUUGACACACAUAUCUCUGUACUGUAUUUCUCUGGUUUUCCCUGACUUUUGAUGAGUUUACUGGUGACAAGAGGCAACUCUGACUUGUUAAAGAGGUGAAACUUUAUUUCUGGAGGCAGGUGUAUGACACAGGAGGCAGUUGGUGGGUCUCUACUUGAAAAAAAUCUCUGAAAAAAUUUCUAAAAAAAUCUCAAUUCUCAACGCUGUUGUUGAGCAGGUGCUGCUGGGGCUUGUCCAGGUGGGAAGGGGCUGCCAGGGGCUAAGGGCACAGCCUCAGCUGGGAUUUCUCCAUGCUUGCUGCCAGCCAGGUGUGUACCUGCACAUUUCCCUUCUUCCCGCCACGUUCUGGAAGAGGAAAUCCUGCUUGGAUAACACAGCAUUGCUUCAGUGGCUGGUCUGGUGUGGUUCAGACAAGGUUCCCACCAGCUCCCAUGUUUCAUAAAUCAUUCUUAUUCAAAACAACCCCCAAACUCCUCUCUCAUAAAAGCCAGCCAAGAUGCUCCUUUUUUUUUUUUUCCCCUUCCAUCUUGUUCCUGUUAGAGGAACUCUGGGAGCCUGUCUUGGUGCUUUCACUCUUUCACAUGCCAAAGAUCCCUCUUAGCUACGCUCCUGCCAAACCAGAUCUUACAGUCUUGCCUCUGAAACCAUCCACUUCCCUGCUCCUUGGGGUUCCUUUUGUUGCUGUUGCUUUUUCAUUGAAUUUCCUCGUGUUUAUUGACAUGUCUAUUGUUGAGCUUCCUGGACACAUGCAGCUCUCUUUUUUUGGGAUACAGGGAAAGACAAAUAGUUGCCUUCACUUCUGUGCCCCUGCUGCUGGGGAAAUACUGUCAGUGCUGUGAUUGCUGCAGAUGGGAUGGCUCAUGUAGAGCUGGGGUUGUGGAGGGUGUAAACUGGCACUGCUCCAUUGGCUUGGCUGGAGGAAGGCCAGCUUUGUCCAGCUGAGAAUCUGUCCUUAGUGUCUAAACAGUUAUUACACACUAAUAAAGAUUAAUGAUCACAAAUCCCCAUGGAUCAGCCAUAAAAUGGCAAGUUUUGCUCAUUAAUCUUUAUUGCCAUGUUAUGGUUGUUGGUGUUAGAGCAGGCUCCUCUCUCUGCUCUGGCCGUGCCCAGGGCAGGGGGCUGAGCCUGGGGAGAGGAAGGCUGGACAGAACACACAGGACACACCAGAUAUCCACAUUUCACACUCUGUGUCCUGCCCCAGGCUCCUUGUUUCCUUGAAAGCCCUCAAGCAGCAGCAGAGGAUGGAUCCCAGAGCUUUGCCUGCUCCUCUGGCCUCUGCCUGGGCUGUAAAACCCAGAAGGGAGCAGAUCUCUUCAUUAAUACUUCAGCUCAGCCUUUGCUGGAGCAGAUGGAGAAUGUGAAAUUUGCCCUGUGCUCUGCAGAGCUGGGAGAUUCCCUCCUGGAUCGUGGCUGGAGGAGUGGCAGCUUUGUUGAAGGCUGAAAGAACUCUGCUCCUUCACAUAACCCCACUCCACAAAAACAGUGGCUUUUGGCAAUAAAUAGGGCCAGAAAAAGCUGCAUCUCUGUUUGAGGUGUUUGCAGAUGAAUAAACACAGCCAGGAGCUGCUGGUGCAGUGCUGCAGGCACAAAGGCCCAUUGCUGGAUAAAAGGAAAGGACUCUCACAGUGCAGUGAACUUUAAGGGUGGAUUUAAUGGCAUGGGGACAAAAUGAGUGCUCUGAUGGGCAGCUGCUGUCAGUCCAGUCUGCCAGGGAGGAGCAGGGGAGGCAGGACACAGCCUGAGAGCAGCCUGGCUGCCCUUGCCCUCCCACAUCUUCCCUCAGGCCCACACUUGUGGCCACUGGGUCCCACUCAUCCCCAGCUCCAGCAAGGGGAGCAGAAUCUAAAACCCAAAAGAAACCCACAGGGAAAAACCUGCAGGUGACCAAGGCAUGCUGCUGCUUGGCCUUAAAAAAGGGAAAAGCCUGGGAGAGGCUCUGGAGCUGAGAGAGAAGAGGGGAGGCUUUCAAGGUGGUCUCGACAGCUUGAUGCUGGAAAUUGCCAAUUUUCAGGCCAGCAGGAGGAGGGAGCUCACCAGGGACAGCCAGGGAGCAGCUGGGGCUGCAGGAUGGUUGUGAUGUGUCCUUCAGAGCAGCCCUGGCAUGCUGGAGAGCUCGGGGCCUCCGUGGACACCUUCAUAUUUUUAUUUUCAUGUCAAAAUAUUUCCCAUCUUUUUAUUUUCAUGGGAUUUUACUGGCAGCCAGCAGGAAGGGGAAGGGGCCUGCAGUCCAUGGGAGUGCUUUGGAGGAGGAAGGAGCUGCCUAUCCUCUCCAUUUCCCUGCUCCCAAACUCCACAGCUGCACAGCCACCCUGCAGGAGUUUGUCCCUGCAUUUGCUGCCCUUUGGGAAUGCUGGGCAGCUCGGGAGCAGGGUCCCAGCCCAGCCAGCAGCCAGGAUGAGCCACAAUCCCUUCCCUGGGAGCCUCCUGGUGUUUGAAGGACGGGGCGAGCGUCCAGCGGCCGCGAGGUUCUGCGGGGAUAAGGCGGGAGAAGCUUGGAAGUGGAGAUGGAAAUCUCAAAAGCUCAGACGUCUUUCGGUCAUUUCCAAAGCUCUCUGGUGUUGGCCAGACCUGAAAACCCUUCCUAGGAGUUUUAUUUCGGGGUAUUUUGAUCUGGUACUUUCACUUUUGGGCUUAGCUAAAUCCAGGAAACUCGCAGUGGUGUAAUUUUUGAAUCAAGACUAAACACACCCCAAGUAUUCCUGAACCCAUCAGGAAAGCUGCUGCUUGGUUUAUCUUCCAGGAAUAAUUCAGGCUUGAAUUCAGUCUGGUUUCGCCCUUAGAUAAUGAUUCUUUUUGAGGAAAUAAUGAGAGCAGGCCGUGAUCUUUCCAAAAGGCUGUGACCUGACACACCAAGCCGUUCCAGGAGGUGGCUGGAGAUAAAUUCAGUGAGAGGGGCCAAUGUCUGGAGGCUGGAAGAGCAGCCUGGAGUAUCCAUGGCCUCCAAAAACUCACACAGACACAGUUUCCCCAGGAAUUGUGGGAAGGAGGUGUAGGGUUCUGCCAUAUCUCGGGAUUUCUCCCUCUAGGAGAACCUUCAGCCAUCUCAGGGUGUCCCAGAACACCCAAAAACCUUCAGCAUUCAACAAGGGUUUGUUUUUUUCAGGAUAGAUACUGUGAAAAGUCAGGAAGGGCCAGAUGUCCUUGAUUUGCAUAGCCAGGGUGAAGAAAUGUGGAUUAAGUGCCUGGUAAAAGGCAGAAAAAGUUGUGUUUAAAGACAAAUCCCAGUCUCUGUCAGAGCUGGUGAGCCAGGAUCGAAUUUUCCCAAAUCCAGGUACAGCUGCAGAGCUCCCCAUCCAUAUUUAGCCCAAAUUUAAUCACAAAUCCUGCAUCAAUGCCCCUUCUGAGGGGCUUCUUCCAGGCUGGGGCUCAAAAUCCAAUACCCCCCAACCCAGGAUUGGGCUCUGAAUAUUCCCUUUAAAAUCCAUGUGCAAAGUGAAUUUCCAGGGCUCGGCCGCUGUUUUUAUUUUGGUGAAUCGAGUGGUUUGUGCUUGGUGAGAGCUGUCCCUGUGCCAGGGGCUGCUGGAAAUAGUCACAACAUCCAAAAGAGCUGGAAUUCUGCAUUUUUAAAUAGCAGUACAAUGAGGGGAAGCUGCUAAAUGGAGCUUCUUGUAAGCUGGAAAUGUGUUGGAGUAAAAUUUGUGAUUUCUUGUAGGGGAAAAAACUCUAAACAACUCUCUAAAAUUGUCCUUCAAUUUAAGGAUUUACAGUUUUAUUGGCAAAGAUCCAUGUUUAGCAUCAAUAUAUGGGAUUUCUAGACUUUCUGUCUUAAGGUGUGAAGUCUGCUUUUUCUUGAGAUGGUGGGAAACUGUAACAAGGAUAUUUCUACAUCAUUUUGGCUAAGGAAAAAAACCCAAACACCAAAAUAUGAGCAAAAAAAAUGGAAAAGCACCCAGAACCCAGUGGUCUCUGGUGUUGAAGAGGGCACAUGAACAUGUUAGGAAGGAGAAGACUUUCCAACCUGCUAUAAUGCAAGUCCUUAUUUUACUUUAUUUUUAGGAUUUUUUGAACACUAACAUCAUUUGGUUGCUUAACUGUGAAAGUCUCUGCUUUUCCAUCCCCGUGGAAGGCUGAUUAUUCUUUCCCAUGUUCUUAUUUAUUAUUUAUCCCUUUCUGGUACUAUCCAAGAGGUGCUGAAGGUAUCUCCCAGCCUGCCCCGGAGCCAUGUGGAGUCCCUGUGGUAUCUCCUACCAGCUGGGAUGGCAGUAGACGCCUAAUUGUGAUUUUAAAUUAUAUUUCUAGUAACUUAGAUUAUUUUUCUUUUAGUGUCCUGGUUUGCUCUAGAAUUAGGGAUGGGGAUAAGGAAUCUUGUUUUUAAAAAAUUGUAUUUUUUUGAGUUUUCUUUUAACUUCUUGGGGGUUUCUGAAGAAACCUGCUCACUUCUAUGUUUUUAGGAGAGAAGCAUGAGGUGGGUUUCUUGUUCCUUUGAGAGGGGAUUGAGUAGCACCAGGGUUCAGUUUAGCUGGUAAAAUGCUCUGUGUCACAUCAUUAAAACCACCCUGAAUUCUGAGAUAACAACCACUUUCCACCUGGAAAUUAAAAUCUGAUUGAAUCUGAUUGGUGACAAGCUUGGUUUGUCCAAGGCUCAUGCCAGGCUUUUCUCUGUCAGAUUUCCAUGGAGUUUGCUGAGCCCUGGGUGGUCAGGAUGGGCAAGGCAGGGCUGGGGACAGCCAGAGGUGACACAUGUCCUGCAGAAAUAAUGGAGAAAUUCAUCUGCAGGUCCUGCUCUGAGGGGAAUCCCUAAAGUGUGGGAGAGAAUCAGGACUGGGGGCUCAAAACCCAUCAGCUUUUGUUCUUUUUAUUCCCUUGCUCCCCUUGGAAAGGAGCUUCAAAAUCCUCCCCAGCCUUUCUGAUAAAGAAUAACAGAAUCAGAGAACCACAGAGUCAUUUAGGGUAGAAAAACCUUUAAAAUCAUCGAGUCCAACCAAAAACUCAGCACUGCCAAGGCCACCACUAACCCAUGUCCCCAAGUGCCACAUCCACACAUUCUGAGCCCUUCCAGGGAGGGUGACUCAAGCCCUUCCCUGGCAGCUUGGGCGCUGUGGUGCAGCUGUUUUCAGACAGCUCAUGCUGCUUUUUCUGGGGUUUUUUUUCUCUGCUUUUUUUUUCUGGUUUGUUUUCUUUCCCCAACGUAUAAGAAACGUUGGGUAGCAGAAUGUGGAAUUGAUUAGAAGUUCAUAAAGCAGGGACCUCAGAAGGAUGUGGGUAUAAAUGCUUUUCAGGCAUCCGAGGUGAACUUUAAAUGGAGCUUUGGCCCUCAUUUGCUUUCUGCUUUUCAAAAACCAUUUAUGAGAAAGUGGAGCUGUCAAAGCCAUGCAUGAACUUUGCCUUCUUGCAAAUAACUUGUCUCAAAGUAAAUUGUCCAAAUGCACAAGAAACUUGUCUCUAAGUAAAUCCAGUAGCUCUACGAAGCUGGAAUUGUGUGCAUUAGAGGGUGUGAGGUGUGUGUGUGUGUGUGUGUGUGUGUGUGUGUGAGCACGUGUUGUGCUUGGGGGUGUGCAGGGAGUAACUCAACCAUUUUGAGAUUUACAAAAACACAAUGCAAGUGCUUUUAGAAAAAAAAAAAGAAAAAGGCAGCGUAAAAUAUUUAUUUCUUGGCAGAAGUACAUCAGACCACAUCUCCCAUCCUUCUUUUAAUUGCUUGGUGUUUGUUUGUGUUGUCUCAGGCUUUGCUGGUUUCCUCUGCAGGGCUCUGUCACCUCACACAACCCCUCUGUCAGCCAGGCCAGGGGCAGCUCCAGCCCCUCAGGAGAGCCCUGGGGUGCAAGCAGUGAGCAGAGGCAGGGCUGGUGUUGGGGUAAAGGCAGCACAGUGCAACGUGGGUGAUUUUCAGUUUCCAGCCUUGUUUCUUUCCUUGUGAGAAUCCAAACCACCACAGCCCGAGGCAGCGCCCGAGGCACAGCCUUGGGCAGGGUGGUUGGGCAGACAGAGCAGCUUGGAGGGUGUGAGGUGGCACUGGCAGGGCUGUGAGGUGGCACUGCCUGGUUGGCAGUGUCCUGUGGGCUUUGCCCAGGGUUUGGAGCUGCCCUGUGUGGGAUGGGCACUCCGAGCUCCCGUUCCCAGCCAGGUGCAGACGUGUCCCUGUGCUCCAGAGCCCUUCCGUGGUCACCUGGCUGCACAGCUGCACGUCCCCUGCCCCUGGCAGCACCUGGGACACUUCCCUGUGCUGCCUUCACCCAUCCCAGUGCUGUUCCUCGUGCUCUGGAGAUGAGCAGGGGUAGCAGAGUGACAGCAGGACCGUGUGUGUAACGUUUGAGAGGCUUUUACUCCGUGUUGUUGUUUUACUGAGAUGCUUUUAGGAUCCGUGCUGCUCUGGUAUUCUUUAACCUUCAUUGCCACAGAUUCUUUCUCCCCACCCUCUUCAAUCAGAUUGGCAAAAUACAUUUGGCUUGAAAAAAAAGCCCCAAACAACCCCAAACCCUGCUGAUGGGAUAAGUCACUCCUCUUUACUGUGCUUUGAUUUGAUUUCUCAGGAUACUCAGAGGUUUUUCACUGCUGCUGAGAGGGGACAGUACACCUUUUUGGAGACUUCAACCACUGUAACAGUUUUCCAGAUGUGUGUGUGCGUGUGCGUGUGUGUAACCCAGCACUGUGCGUGCGUGUGUUCUGCUGAAUAUCGUGUGCAUCUCUGAAAUGCUUCAAACAACUGCCUGGAAGUCAAAAACCAACCACCUCUUUCCAGUCAUAUGUUUGCCGUGACUUUUCAUAACCACACUUGAAACUAGUGGUCUUGGAUGGAAAUAUUCAAAGAGCAGGGCAUCUUUAUAGCAAUGGUAUGUCAGUCGAAUUACGGGAAAUGUACACAAAAAUAAAUAAAUGAAAUUUAAAAGUAA
Passer domesticus (house sparrow) is the source of this 12386-nucleotide messenger RNA. RefSeq names its product mitogen-activated protein kinase kinase 6 (gene MAP2K6). The record is from RefSeq and is a predicted model, not a curated record. Lineage: Eukaryota; Metazoa; Chordata; Aves; Passeriformes; Passeridae. Gene Ontology annotation, biological process: MAPK cascade; protein phosphorylation. Gene Ontology annotation, molecular function: MAP kinase kinase activity; ATP binding. Bases 285 to 1289 code for a protein of 334 amino acids. The transcript is spliced from 12 exons.